AUGGCUGAAGCAAUGCCUUAUAGUGGGGAGUCUCUUCAAUAUGACUACCCAUCCUUUCCUUUCCCUAUCCCAAUAAAGAUUUGGCACAUCGAUACCUACCCAGCACUGUCGCCCACAGGACGAGCCUCAGGCAGGACUGUUGUAAUCGCGGGAGCAUCAGGUGGCAUCGGUCGAACCACAGCAACCUCCUUCGUCAAAGGAGGCGCUGCCCACAUCGCUUUCCUAGGUCGGAAGAAAGAAGCACUGCGAGAGACACAACGCCAGGUCACGGCCACCAAUGCCUCGACUAUCUCCUCAAUCUGGGUCUGCGACAGCACCGACGCCAAGAUCCUCAACGAGAUAGCAGACAGUGUCGGGUCCUGGGACGUCCAGAUCCUCUGUGCAGGCCUCAUGCCUGGCCCAUCACCUAUCGAGGCUGCGCCGCUGAACGACUGGUGGAGCGCCUUCGAGACAAACGUCAAGGACGCCUUCAUCACGACGCAAGCACGCCAAUAG
Messenger RNA from Fulvia fulva, 495 nucleotides. RefSeq names its product Short chain dehydrogenase. Lineage: Eukaryota; Fungi; Ascomycota; Dothideomycetes; Mycosphaerellales; Mycosphaerellaceae. The record is from RefSeq and is a predicted model, not a curated record. The coding region runs from base 1 to 495 and encodes 164 amino acids. Gene Ontology annotation, molecular function: oxidoreductase activity, acting on the CH-OH group of donors, NAD or NADP as acceptor. The transcript is spliced from 2 exons.